This is a messenger RNA of Microplitis demolitor, 6280 nucleotides long. RefSeq names its product centrosomal protein cep290 (gene Cep290). NCBI's taxonomy places the organism in Eukaryota, Metazoa, Arthropoda, Insecta, Hymenoptera, Braconidae. The coding region runs from base 273 to 6272 and encodes 1999 amino acids. The record is from RefSeq and is a predicted model, not a curated record. The transcript is spliced from 10 exons.
UUUAUAAAAAAAGUUUUAAUACUUAUUCAUACAAGAGUAAAGAUUUAAAAAAUAUAUGAUUACUCCCCUCCAGUAUAAAUAGCGUAACCAUGGCAACAAUCGUAAACAUGACACAAAACUAGCCCAGGUGAUUGUGCUCUGACAUUAAAGUAUACAAUAAUAAAUUUUUUUUUAUUGCAUUCAGUGACUGCUCAACUAAAUGUUGAUAUCGUGCGUUAUUGUUAUAAUUUUUAAUAUUAUUAUUAGUAUAACUAUUAUUAAAAAUUUUAAAAAUGGUCCAAGUCGAUUGGGACCGGAUUCGUGCUGUCAAAGCGGUAUCUUUGACAGACGACGAAAUCGAAGAUUUAUUUCCAAUGGUCAUUGGAUGUGAUACUGAACAAGUUGAUAAUAUUAAUAAUUUACGCGCUCUUAUUAAAUUAUCUCAAGAAAUGUUACAAUAUAAAGAUAAUCAGGUGGAGUCUUUAGUAUUAGAAUGUGAUGAAUUAAAAGAAAAAAUAUCAAAUAAUUUAACUCCUAAGAAAACUAAAAAAAAUAAUAUUGUAGAUAGCGAUAGUGUGUCUAAAAUAAAUGACAUGACUUCGAGUGAUUAUGAAGAAAUUUUGAGAACCAAAAAUGAUAAAAUCAAAAUUUUGAUGAAUGAGUUGAAGGAAUUUGAAAAAGAGAAUGAUGAAUUAAAAGAAAAGUUAGGAAAUUUGAAAGAAGAAAUGGAGGAUGCGAUUGAAAGUAUGAAUGAAAUGACGGAAGAGUUGAAUGAUUUGAAUGGAAAGUUGAUUAUUUAUAAAGAAGAAGCAACAAAUUUGAAACAAGAAAAAUUAGGUCUUUUGAAUCAAAUUGAUGAAAUGACGGCGCAGCAAAUUGAUCGUGACAAAAUAAUUGACGAAUUUGGUGCUGCGAUUGACGACCGUGUUUCCGAAUGGAAAAAAAUUCUAGACGAUAAAGACGCGGAAAUUUUACGAUUGAAAGAUCAAUUGUCUCAGUCAUUGAUAAAUCCUAUUGCGAAUAGAAAUGUGACCUCCGAAAUUGUUUAUUUGAAUGAAGAAAUAGACAAACGUGAUAAAAUUAUUGAUGAAUUGAAAGUAAAAUUAGCUGAAGCUGCGGCAGAGAUAAAUGACAGCGCGGGUUUGAUUGAGAAACUCAAUAGUGAUUUGAGGAAAAUGGAAAAAAGCGGUAAGAGAAAAGAGCAGCGGGAUUUAUUGAAGAAAAUUCAAGAUGCCAAUGAAAAAAUUUCUAUACUAAACUCAACGUUAAGCGAAACGGAAAAUAAUUUAAUGGCAAAAAGCCAACAGCUGUGCGAAGUUUUGGAUACUUUGAAAAAGUAUCAGAAUAAAGAUCAAGGUUUGACUGAAACAAUCAAUCAAGUCAAAGAAUUAAAAAAACAGUUGCUGGCUAAAAAUAAUCAUAUUCAGGAUUUAGUUAACGUUAUUAAUAAAUUAGAGGCGCUAAAUUCAAAACAAGAGAUUCAAAUUAUUGCAUUGAGAGAAAAAUUAGGAAUAUCAGAUAGUGAAGAAAUUUGUGUCGAAGGAAUCGAGUCUCGUUAUCAAGAAGAAGCGCGAGUUAAAAAUGAAUUAUUAAAACGUACUGAGUUACUUGAACAAGAAAAUUUAGAUUUUAAAUCAGAAAUACGAACGUUAAAAUAUAAAUUAAGUAAAUUAAGUGAUAAACCAAUAAUAAGUAGCCGUGAUUCACCAGAUAAACUAAAGCCAAAUCAAGACAAUACAUCGACAAUAAACUGGACAGACGAAGGAUUCAUAUCCCUAAGGCGCAAGUCUGAGUUUGAUGAGAUCCAAGAAAAUAUGCGGUUUAUUAUCGAAGAGAACGAAGCACUGAGAAAAGGAAUGCACGAAAUACUCGACAGCAUUCACGAUCAAGACGGCAAGAGUUCAAUUGAAAUCCAGUCGGAUAUUUUGGAACGAUUACUCGAAGCACUGGAUGUUAGACAUUUAGCUGGAUGGUAUCACCCAGCAAUGAGGUUGCAAGAACGUCUCAAUGUGAUUCAAGGAAGCAAUAAUGAAUUACGUUCACAAUUAAAACAAUUGAGAAAAGAAUUACAUAAAAAAGACAAUGUCUUAAAACGUGUUGCUCUAAAACAAGAUUAUAAAAAUAGUGUCUCAAAUUCAGAAGAAUCUGACGAAGACGUUAAAUUAUACGCAAUGGAAAUUGAAAAAAUUCAAACGCGUUAUGAAAAUGAUUUUGAUGAAUGGCAAAAAGAGAAGGAAACUUUGAAAAAAGAAAUUAGUGAACUAACAGAGUUGAAAGAUAAAUUUCAAAGUCAAUUAGAAAUUUUUGAAAAUGAUUUGAAAGUAUUUGAGUUCAGUGAGGAUGAGGUAAAAAAAGCUUUUGCUGUUCGUACUAAAGAGUACACUGAGUUGAUAACAACGCAAAAAAUAACUUCACGGAAAAUAAAAUUACUCGAGUCUUUGCUCAAUGACGAGUUGCAAAAAAUGUAUUUUGUUAAGAAAGAAACUGUCGCUAGUGAAAGCGCUUACAAAAAAACCAUAGCAGAUUUAGAAAAAAAUAUAAAAUUGUUGGAGCAGAAAAUACAUAAAUUAGAAGAUAAUUUUUUGAACACAAUCAGUAUCAAUGAUUUUAAUGAAUUGAAUAAAAAAUAUAGCCAACUUAAUUUACGCUACCGUGUUUUGUAUGAAAUUCACUUGAGCGUAAAUCAGAAUAAUAAUAUUAAAAAUGUGGAGAAAAUAAAUUCAGAAUUGCAGGAGCAAUUGAUUGGUUUGCAAAAUUUACUGACAGAAAAAAUAGAUUCCGCGGAAUUUAAUGAAAAAAAUGACAAGACCUUGAGCGAAUUUGAAGAAGAAAUUUCGUACCUGCGUAAUGAAAAUAAUAAUUUAAUUAAAAGUUUAGAAAUUUCCCGAGAUGAAGCGCAGAAACAUUAUCUGGUAAAUUCAUUAAAAAUAUUUGAAGUAGAUGCUCUACGCCACCAAAUUGUCGAUCUGCAAGCUGUCAGUGAAGACAAAGAGACAAUAGCACGCUUAGGAUUUGAAUUAAACACUUGUAAGGCCGCGGAAAUGGAAACAAAUCGCUAUAAAUCAGAAUUAGAACACGAGGUUGCGAAGACUAAGAAAGAUUUGCAAGAAUCGGAGAAAAAAUAUGCCGAAAUUAAAACUCAGUUAGACGAUUAUCGUAAUUAUUGUGAUAAAAAAUUAAAAAAUAAUAAAUUGAUAAUUGAAUUUUUGAGAAAUCAGUACUCGGGGUCGACUUCUGCGACUUCGUUGCAACGUUACGACGAUUUGAUGACCGAAUUGAGGAAAAAUAGGGCUGAAGUUAAUGCCCAGCUUGCAGAAGCUAACGAAACUGUUGAAAAAGCAAAAAUCCAGCAGGAAACUUUGACCAAUAGGCUGGAAGUUGUUGAGAGAUUGAAAGACAUUCUGGAACAGCAGAUCGGUAGUGUCAAUGUCGAUGGUAUUAUUAAGACGUUUUCGGAUAAUUCUCAGAAUACUUUGAAUGAGUAUCGAUAUAAAAGAAAAAUUUCACAAUUGGAAAGUGAGCUGCAGGUGCAAGUUAAUAAGUUGAGUGAAUAUGAAGUUAUUAUUAUUCAAAUGGAAUAUGAAAUGAUAAAUAAUCAAAAAGCUUGGAAAAAUAAUGAAAAUUUUGAAAUUAAAAGUCCUGGGAAAAAAAAUAUCGAUAAGUCUAUUAAAAAAUAUGAUGAUAAAUCUGUCGUGGAAAAACCAAGUGUACAAAAAUCUCUAGUAGAUAAAGGUAUACAAAAUUCUCCAGUAAAAAAUUUAGUAGACAAAUCUGAAAUUGAAAAAAAUGAAAAAGUUGUGGAAAAGAAGUCAAUUUCAACGCAAAUUAUUAUCGAUACUAAAACAAUUGGGAUACAAAAUGAUCUUGGUCUUGUCGAACUGAAACCAGAUAUUCCUUCGAAAACUGCCACAGAAAAUUCCAGUGAAAAAAUUCCAGUAUUUCUACAGGAUCAAUUAAAAGAAGCAUUGACUCUGGCAUCAGAUCGUUCAGCUAAAUUAAUAAAAUACGAAUCACAGAUUACUGAAUACCAGGCAAAAAUUGAUGCGCUGAAUCGGUCAAUUGAAGACAAAGACAGUGAAUUAAUAGAACAUAAACGUGUUAUUGCUCAAAAAUCCUCUGAAAGUAACGAAAAUGAGGAAGUUACGGAUAAAAUAACUUUGAAAUCGACGACUAAUAGCUUGCAGAAGAUAAUUAGUCAAAAGGAAGAAACUAUUUUGCGUUAUCAGAAUUUAUUGAAAGAAGAAAGGGAAGAAUUUAAUAAAGCAACCGUUCGGCUGCAGGAAGAAAUUAAAAACUUAAAUACACAGAUAGAUACUUUAAAAAGUGAGUUAGAAAAAAUAAAAUCAGUAGAGAAUCAAUCAGAUAAUUUAGCCAAAAGUUUGUUUGAGUCUAAAGAAAAUAAGCCGAAAUUCGAUAUCGACUCUGAGGACAAAAUAGCUCGUUUUACAGAACAGGUUUCUAAUUUACAAGCGGACUUGCAGAUCGCCAAUGAAUUGAAUGAAAGGUGGCGCCGGUUAGCCGAAGAAAGACUAGAGCACGUUGAUGAGAUUCGUAACAAACUAGAAUCCCAGCAUAAAAUUGAAUUGGAUAGUUAUCGGCGUGAAAUAGAGAAAUGGCAAUUGGAAACAAGCGCAUUGCGUCAACAGUUGUCAGAUAAUAGAAUUAAAUUGACAAAAGGUAAUAUUACGUUGACGAAAGAGCUUCAAGAACGGGAUAAUAAAAUUGAAGAGUUGACGGUUGCCUAUCAGCAAUUGCAGAGCGAAUUAGAAAUGAUAGAACUGACGCAAAGUCCAUCGCAACAGUGUUCUAAUAAAUUAAGUGACUUAAAUUAUACUUAUGAUCAUGAAGCAUUAAGUCAUACUCAUAAUAAUAAUAACAACAACAACAACAGUGGACAAGGUCAGGGACAGGGUCAGAGUCAUGUUACAGCAGAAUUAGACUUAUUAAGAAAACAAUACAAAUCGUUAAUGGAAAAAGAAAAGAUGUAUAAAGAACAGAUUAUUGAUUUGAAACAGCAAUUGAGCCGUAGGUAUAUGGCAGAAAAAAGCGAAGAGAGAAAAACGUCACAGCGUGAAGCACAGCUGGAGAAAAAAUUAAAGUCUAUGGAAGAGGAAUUGAAUAAAGCGCGAAUCCAAUUGGAUAGGGAGUAUAGAGUGCAAGAGAACAAGAGAAUAAAAACUGCUGAAGAAUUAUCAUUGUGGGAGAAACAAAAAAAAUGGCAAGGAUUGUCAGAAAAACUUAAGAAGGAGUUGAAAGAGAAAGAUGUGGAGCUUAAAAAAUUGAACGUUAGUUAUGAAAAAUUGCGAUCAGUUGUCACGUGUAUGGAGCGUGAAAAAUGGUUUCUGAGAAGUAAAAUUAAGGCGGAAGAUUGCGGAACUGCGAGACCUGAUUUUAAUUUUAGGGUUAUUGAGGAUCUUCAGAGAGAGUGCCAAACAUUGAGAGAUCGGAUUUCUGAGUUGACUGAUAGACUGGAGACGGAGGAUAGUCACCGAUUAGUUGGACAAAUUGAACAACAAAAAAGACGAAUUGCUGCUUUAGAAAUAGCUACCGAGGGAAAUACAUCAAUCGUUGAUCAAUUGGAAGCAUUGGAAGCAGCAAAGUCAGCAUUAGAAAAAAAAAAUAUAAAAUUAGAAAGUGAAAACUUUGAAUUACGCAUGGAACUUGAAAAAGUAAACAAUGAUACGCCGCGUUUGAAAGAAAAAGUUGAACACUUAGAAAAAUAUGUGGAAUUACUUAAAAUUGAAAAAUCGUCAGACUCAUCGGCAUGUUCAUCGGAAAAAGAUCACAAUGAGCAAAAUUCUAAAAAAAAUCAUUUAGAGUUAGAGCAUACGAUUUUUGUACUUAAACGUAUUGUCGAAAAACUUCAAGCAGAGAAUAAGAGACUGAGAGUUAGCAAUAAAAAUAAUAAUCGUUUGAUAAAUAAACGUGGCGCAGCUACAUCGAACUUGUCAAAAUUAGACAAUAAUAAAAUAGACGAUGAUAGUAAUAAAAUUUUAAAAAGACAAUAUGAAGAAGCUAAAAAACGUGUUAUUGCUUUAGAGACUGAUUUACAAUUAGCCGAACAAAGAAUUAAAAUGUUAGAAGAUAUUCACAAAGAAGACACUUCUGCAGAAAUAAAUAUUCUUAAACAACAACUUGCACACAAAUCCGAAUUGUUGGAUAAAGUUAAACAAUUAUUAACACGAGCUGCUAUCAAUGAAAAAGCGCUCCGUCAACGAAUCCAACAAAUUGAAAUGAAACAAACUUUGUCAACAAUCCCCGAGUGUCAACUACCGCCACCAACGCAAAAUUAGAAAUAAUU